GACAUGAUGCCCGAGUCGAGCAGGUUUCCUCUUACUAGCCCCGUCACCAUGACAGGCUCUGGUGUCAUGUCCAUCAGUGAGCGCCGUGCAUCAAAGCAGCGGAGCCUGGAUGGGAUCAAGAGGAAGCGAGACGUGGAUGGGGCCGUUGAAGAAGAGGACGAGGACGACUUUGGCCUCGUCUUCUCCGCAUCGCACGAUGCUGAGGCUCCCAAGCGGCAGCGGUUGUAUCAAGGAAAUUCCCAGACCAAGGCUGCCUUCUUUACCAUGCCUCUGGGCAGCAGCAGCCUCGACCACCGACCAAUUUAUCGCGCACCCACCAUCGACGAACAGCGUGCUUGGAUGUCUGACAGUCGAGCUGGGACAUCUCCAAAUUCAAGCAACGAAGAUGAGAUGGAUGUGGAGCCGUGCGCGGCGCCAGAGAGAAACCACGCGUCCUCGUCCCUGUGGAUGGGAAUCGCCGGUGACGUCGAGAUGGCUGUCGAAAAGAAGCCCACGUCGAUGAUGGAAGAGUACGAGUUCCCCUCUGCCAUGCUUCGGCUAGAGGUCUCGACACCCACGGGUCAUCCCCACCCUUAUGGGUCCAGCAGCACCGGCUCUUCAUCCCCUUCGUCGCCCAUGGGCCACGCGUGGCACGGCAAAAGGAGCCAACUGGGCGCCGCCUACUUUGACCUCCUCCCUUAGGAGCUCCUCCGGCGUUCAGACCCCCCCAAUUUUCUCAUCCAUUGCUCAACAUAAUCACACAUUGUCGUGGUCCCCGUUUCCUUGUACAGUACACUAUAAUAUAGCACAUAUCUUCGCACUAUCCUGCGACAGACUGACUCCAACUCGCUCCUAGGAGAUCAAGAGGCUCCCUGGCCCAGUGACAAAAAAUGACAUACAUUUAGGC
This is a messenger RNA of Acaromyces ingoldii, 886 nucleotides long. RefSeq lists its product as hypothetical. The transcript has 2 exons. Bases 4 to 681 code for a protein of 225 amino acids. The record is from RefSeq and is a predicted model, not a curated record. NCBI's taxonomy places the organism in Eukaryota, Fungi, Basidiomycota, Exobasidiomycetes, Exobasidiales, Cryptobasidiaceae.